GGAGAGGACAGAAUUCAGGCCUAUGAGAGAAAGGGAAAGUUAAGGAUGCUGGAGCAGAACAAUGGAUUUCUCUUUCUCUUUCAUGCAAGGGAUCAUGGGAAACACAAUUCAGCAACCACCUCAACUCAUUGACUCAGCCAAUAUCCGCCAGGAGGAUGCCUUUGAUAACAGCAGUGACAUAGUGGAAGAUGGUGGCCAGACACCGUAUGAAACUGGCCUACAGCAAGGCUUUCAGUAUCCAACACCAACCACCGAGGACCUCCCACCGCUCACAAAUGGCUACCCACCCCCAAUCAACAUGUACGAACCUCAAACGAAAUAUCAGGCGUACAGUCAGUAUCCCAAUGGUUCAGCCAAUGGCUUUGGUGCAGUUAGAAACUUUAGUCCCACUGACUAUUAUCAUACAGAAAUUUCAAACACAAGACCACAUGAAGUUCUGGAAAAACCUUCCCCUCCACAGCCGCCACCUCCUCCGAUACCACAAACGGUUAUUCCAAAGAAGACUGGUUCACCAGAAAUUAAAUUAAAAAUCACCAAAACGAUCCAGAACGGCAGGGAAUUGUUUGAAUCCUCCCUCUGUGGAGACCUUUUAAAUGAAGUACAGGCAAGUGAGUACGCAAAGACAAAACAUGAAGGCAGGAAAGAAAAGAGGAAAAGUAACAAGCAUGACUCUUCUAGGUCAGAAGAGCGCAAGUCACACAAAAUUCAAUUAGAACCAGAGGAGCAAAAUAAACCAAAUGAGAGGCUCAGCAUGCUAUCAGAAAAACCAGGAGACGAUUUGAUACUGGAGGAAACUUCGACCCAGCAGCACUUACCUUCGCUUCCCACGGAAGUGACCACUGGUGUGAAGUAUCAGGUUGGUGAUCUGGUCUGGUCUAAAGUGGGAACCUAUCCUUGGUGGCCAUGCAUGGUUUCAAGCGAUCCCCAACUCCACGUUCAUACAAAAAUCAACACAAGAGGGGCCCGUGAAUAUCAUGUCCAGUUUUUCAGCACCAGCCAGAGAGGGCAAUGGGUGCAUGAAAAGCGGGUACGAGAGUACAAAGGCCAUAAACAGUAUGAGCAGUUGCUAGCUGAGGCGACAAAACAAGCCAGUAACCAUUCCGAGAAACAAAAGAUUCGGAAGCCCAGGCCACAGCGAGAACGGGCCCAGUGGGAUAUUGGCAUUGCCCAUGCAGAGAAAGCAUUGAAGAUGACCCGGGAAGAAAGGAUAGAACAGUACACUUUCAUCUAUAUCGACAAACAGCCCGAGGAGGUUUUGUCCCAAGGGAAAAAGAAUGCUGCUUCUAAAACAGAAGUUAAAAAGAAUCGGAGGCCGAAGCCAGUGCUGAACUCUCAACCCGAACAGACCAAUGCGGGAGAGGCUGCCGCCUCAUUAUCAAAUACUGAACUGCGAAGACACAGUCAGAGGCGGCACACUAGUGCGGAAGAGGAAGAACCACCUCCUGUUAAAAUAGCGUGGAAAACGGCAGCAGCGAGGAAAUCCUUACCAGCUUCCAUCACGAUGCACAAAGGGAGCCUGGAUUUGCAGAAGUGUAACAUGUCACCGGUAGUGAAAAUUGAACAAGUAUUUGCUCUCCAGAAUGCCACAGGAGAUGGGAAAUUUAUCGAUCAGUUUGUUUAUUCCACAAAGGGAGUUGGUAACAAAACGGAAAUCAGUGUCAGGGGACAAGACAAGCUUAUCAUUUCUACCCCAAACCAGAGGAAUGAAAAAGCAACAGCUCAGAAUGCAUCAUCCCCUGAAACAACACCUGGGUCAACAGGUUCGGUAGAAAAGAAGCAACAGAGAAGAUCGAUUAGAACUCGCUCUGAAUCGGAAAAAUCCACUGAGGUUGUGCCAAAGAAGAAGAUCAAAAAGGAGCAGGUAGAAACGGUUCCCCAAGCUGCAGUGAAGACUGGAUUACAGAAAGGUGCCAGCGAGAUUUCAGAUUCCUGUAAACCUCUAAAGAAAAGGAGUCGCGCCUCAACUGACGUAGAAAUGACUAGCUCAGCAUAUAGAGACACAUCUGACUCGGAUUCUAGAGGACUCAAUGAUCUGCAAAUGAGCUUCGGAAAGCAGAUAGACAGCCCUUCAGCCACUGCAGAUGCCGAUGCCUCUGAUGUGCAGUCAGUGGACUCAAGUUUAUCGAGAAGAGGAACUGGAACAAAUAAGAAAGACACCGUGUGUCAGGUCUGUGAAAGCUAUAGCGACUCUCUCGUUGCUUGUGAAGGGGAGUGCUUUCGACAUUUUCACCUGGAAUGCCUGGGAUUAACAUCACUCCCUGAUGGGAAGUUUGUCUGCGUGGAGUGUGAAACUGGGCACCAUACGUGUUUUUCCUGUAAGGUUCCUGGUAAAGAUGUGAAGCGUUGUUCUGUCAGUGCCUGUGGUAAAUUUUACCAUGAGGCCUGUGUUCGCAUAUUUCCUACUGCUAUCUUUGAGGCUAGAGGAUUCCGCUGUCCCCAGCACUGCUGUUCUGCCUGCUCCAUGGAGAAGGAUAUCCACAAAGCAAGCAAAGGUCGUAUGAUGAGAUGCUUGAAAUGCCCAAUUGCAUAUCACUCAGGAGAUGGCUGUAUUGCUGCAGGAAGUGUAUUUGUGUCCACCCACAUUCUCAUCUGUAGUAACCAUUCCAAAAGGAGCAGUCAUUCUUCCUCUGCUGUAAAUGUAGGCUUUUGUUUCGUUUGUGCAAGAGGGCUGAUAGUUCAGGACCAUUCAGACCCCAUGUUCAGUUCCUAUGCCUAUAAAUCCCACUACCUACUGAAUGAAUCAAAUCGUGCUGAGUUGAUGAAAUUACCUAUGAUUCCUUCUUCGUCAGCUUCCAAAAAGAAAUGUGAGAAAGGUGGAAGAUUGUUAUGCUGUGAAUCGUGCCCAGCUUCCUUCCAUCCGGAAUGCCUCAGCAUAGAGAUGCCAGAGGGCUCCUGGAACUGUAAUGAUUGUAAGGCUGGCAAGAAACUACAUUACAAGCAGAUUGUUUGGGUCAAGUUGGGAAAUUACAGAUGGUGGCCAGCAGAGAUCUGCAAUCCCAGGUCUGUGCCUCUCAACAUCCAGGGCCUCAAACAUGACUUUGGGGAUUUUCCCGUAUUCUUCUUCGGCUCUCAUGACUACUAUUGGGUGCACCAGGGCAGAGUUUUCCCGUAUGUUGAAGGAGAUAAAAGCUUUGCUGAGGGGCAAACCAGUAUUAACAAGACCUUCAAAAAAGCACUUGAAGAAGCUGCAAAACGUUUUCAGGAGCUGAAAGCACAAAGAGAAAGUAAAGAAGCACUGGAGCUCGAAAGAAAUUCAAGAAAACCUCCUCCCUAUAAACAUAUUAAAGCUAACAAGGUAAUAGGGAAAGUUCAAAUCCAGGUUGCAGACCUGUCAGAGAUCCCACGCUGUAACUGCAAGCCCGCCGAUGAGAACCCAUGUGGCCUGGAGUCCGAGUGCCUGAAUAGGAUGUUGCAGUAUGAGUGCCACCCCCAGGUGUGCCCUGCCGGAGAACGCUGCCAGAACCAGUGCUUCACCAAAAGGCUCUAUCCCGACGCCGAGAUCAUCAAGACAGAGCGUCGCGGCUGGGGCCUCAGGACCAAAAGAAGCAUUAAGAAGGGUGAAUUUGUAAACGAAUAUGUUGGUGAGUUAAUUGAUGAAGAAGAGUGCAGAUUGCGAAUCAAGCGAGCCCAUGAGAACAGCGUAACUAAUUUUUACAUGUUAACUGUUACCAAGGACCGAAUAAUUGAUGCUGGCCCAAAGGGGAAUUAUUCUCGCUUUAUGAACCACAGUUGCAAUCCUAACUGUGAGACGCAGAAGUGGACGGUAAAUGGGGAUGUUCGUGUUGGACUUUUCGCGCUUUGUGAUAUUCCUGCAGGGAUGGAGCUAACAUUUAAUUAUAAUCUGGAUUGUCUGGGCAAUGGGAGGACCGAGUGCCACUGUGGAGCGGAUAACUGCAGUGGCUUCCUAGGAGUGCGGCCAAAGACGGCAUUUGCAUCAGCGAACGAAGAGAAGGCAAAAAAUGCAAAGUUAAAGCAGAAGAAACGGAAGAUCAAAACUGAACAGAAGCAAAUGCAUGAAGAUUACUGUUUUCAGUGUGGAGAUGGAGGAGAGCUGGUCAUGUGUGACAAAAAAGACUGUCCCAAAGCAUACCACCUCCUAUGCCUUAACUUGACUCAACCACCAUUUGGAAAGUGGGAAUGUCCAUGGCAUCAGUGUGACAUAUGCAGCAUCCCUGCAGUUUCCUUCUGCGAAUUCUGCCCACGUUCAUUCUGUAAAGAUCAUGAGAAAGGGGCUCUGGUGCCCUCUGCGUUGGAAGGCCGGCUCUGCUGCUCUGAACACAACCCCAAAUCUCCUGUGGCACCAGAGUACUGGAGCAAGAUCAAAUGCAAAUUGGAAUCACAAGAUCCCGGAGAAGAAGGGAAGGAAUAGAUUUGCAAGUUUAAAAAACAAACAAACAAAAAAGUGAAUAGGUGAUGAAUUUAGAGAAAAGACUGCUCUAGUGCAUUCAGUCUGUUGUCAUCUGAGCUACCUUUUUGGAACUGGGGCAGGGAACCAUCUAAUCCAGGCAGGCAGUAGCAGUCAGUGGCAUCUUUUUAAUUUUGUUCUGUUUUUGUCUUUUCCUUAUCCGUGAGUGUGCUUCAUUAGCUCAUGCAGCUGGAAAAUAGGAAAGCCUCAUCCUUUAAAAAGGAAAGGAGAAAAGAAAAAUCUUGGGCACUGAAGAGGGUUUUGUGUGCAAAAUAUCUUCCUAGAGGUAGAAAGCAAAGAUUGCCAUCGCUUUUUUAUUGAAUUUUAAAGGAUUCGGAGAAGCGAUGUUAAGGUAGAUAAGUGCAUUUUCCAAACAAAGAGUAAGAGGUGAACCCGGCAGAAAUAGAAAUAAUGAUUUUUUUUAAUGUCUUUUUUUUUAAUACUGUCUCGUGGUUUCACAAAAUGCACUUGAAGAGUCUCAAAGUAAAAGGGGUGAAUCUGGCCUUGAAAACAAAAUGCCUCUAUAUCAGAAGAGUUCAAUCCUUGUGUUCUUCGAUGAGGUGGGCUCUGUGAUAUUAGGGUCAUUUAACAUAUGAAUAUGUAUUUUGCUUUAAAAAAAAAUCACCAGAUAAAUAUGCCCCCUGAUUUUUAAAAUGAUUUCCCUUGGUAACUUUUUGCCCAAAAAGGGUGAUUCUGUAGAGACAUAGUCCACAGGGGUAGAGAUUCUGCUGGCCCCUGAUGAGUGGUAAUCUCUACUUCGUUGUCCCCAGGCAGAUGUAAAUUCUGGAGUUAGAAGGGCCUGUUGUGACUUUCCGUGGUUUUUUUUGUUUGGUCUUUUUGGUUUUAAAAUUUAAAGUUGCUUUUGGAGCAGGAGGGAAGGGGGCAGUGGUUCUCCAGGAUUUUCCAUGAGAAGCAACUUUAAAUUUACUCUCAAGAUGGAGAAAACCACACCCAUCUCCCUCUCUGAGUUUGCUGCGUCUCAAGGAAGACAGAGUACCAGUUGUUGCUGUUCCCCGGGCAACAGAUGGUCACGUUUCCACUCAUGUUUUUCUGCAGUGCUGAAGGGUAUAGGCAGCCAGAGAGAGAUGAAACAACAGAUCAUAUGUUCUAUGGAAUAUUAGAGUGUGGUUAGAUUUGAAGAGAAUUUUGAACACUUCAGCUUUCUGACUCAGACCUCCCCCCACCCUCCCUUCUAUCAACUGAUUCUUCCAAUAAUGAAAUUAUAUUUGUGUAUAUUUGAACUAUUUCAGGUCCUUUCCGUUGUGUUCUUAGAUGGGGGUUUCUAACUUCAGGUUGUAUUUAAACAGUUUCCAUUGAUUGUUAUCCAGUACUGAAAAUUGACUAGUUUGAAGAAACAAAAGCACUUCUAGUUCUUUGGGUAUGGAGUUACCACAUUUGGUUUCGUAAGAUACUUUGGAGAUAUCUCCAGGGAAGUCAGUGUUAGCAGAAGUGGUUGGCUGUGAUGCUUGAAUUGCUAGGCAGUUGAUGUCAUAUGACAUCUCUCCACAAAAGUCACUCAUUUGAGACUUUUGAGGUCUAGUUCCCCCACACUCUUUGAAGUAAAUAAGAUGACAAGACGUUGCUGGGUCAUUGCGAUUAACCUUCAUUGGUUUGGGCUAGUAUUAACUUUGGUCUUUCUCUCAGUCUUGCCUGCAUGUAAGAGAAAGUCUUUGGAAAAAUGUUCUUUUUCCCCAGUGUACCCAGGAAUGGGUACAGAGAGAGGGAAGGUGGCUUCACCUUUUUUUCCAUUCAGUUAUUGUACUGGGUGUUAUGUGUUCCUCUUUCUCUGUCAGCUUAGAGCAUUCCUACCUAAAGUAAAUGGAUGUAAGAAGGAAAAGACAGUUUUUUGUACCUCUUUUUUUCUGUGCAAUUAUGAAUAAGAAAAAAAAAUCCAGAACACUACAGUUUUCUAAGCUCCUGACCUGCCAUUUGCAUAACUCCAGCAAUUAACUCUGCAAGGACUGCACCAGUCCUCCUAUUACUAUAUUUUGUUAGGGCAUAUUCCAAUAGGGCUCUCUUCCUUUUGCUCUGAGUCAGGUUACCACAGAAGAAGCCGAAUGGAAAAUGCCAAAUGUUUCACCAGUUGGGGUCAAUAUAGCAUAAUAUGAAUUUCAGCUUAAACACUAAACUUUGAUUCUAAGCAGUUAUACAUUUUGGGGUUCUCUUGUUUUUUUUUAAAAAAAUUAUUUAAGGAAACCAGGUUUAACAUACUUAAUUUUUUAUUUUAUAUGUGUAUAUGGUUAAUAUGUGGGUGGGUUUUUUUGGACUUCUUAACAUGGAGGAUUACAAAUAUGGUUCUUUUAUUGCUACAGUGUCCAUCAUGAAAUCUGCUCUGCUUGCUCUGUAUAAUAAUCAUGUGUUGGGUUUAGUACUAUUUAGUAAUGUCCAGAUUAAUUUUAUAUGGUAAGCCAGGGUGCGCUGAAAACACUGCAAAUACCGUAUAUUUGCGUGCAGUUUCUUCCAUUAUGUCUCAACCUUAUCUUGUUUUUGUCUUUAAAUUACUAGGUAGUGCCAAGAUGCCUUUGUUAGCCUUUAUGUUGGAAGUGAGUGGACUGCGGUUUCAGAUAGUUAUGAGAGAGAAAAAAGCUGUAACAUAGCUAUGAUGUCCCUGCCUGUUGAGUACACUUGAGUGUAUGAAAGGAUUUCAAGGUUUUUUUUGGUUUUUGGUUUUUUUAAUUGGUGCCAGUGCCAAGAGGAUUUUUCCUUGUACCUUUGCAGUGUCACUAUUACACCUUUUUUCAACACAUCGAUAAAGCUUUAUUUUGUGAAAUUGAGAAAUUCGUGCAGUGUUUAAUGUGUGAGUGUGUCCGCAACCUAUCAGGUGGGCUUGUUUCGAAUGACUUCGGGAUCUGCUGUAGUUAAAAAUCUGUGUUUGCUUCCUGUCUUGUAGGUUGUCUUAUGUUUCAUUUCAAAAUGAAACUACCAAUUCAAAGCAGCUGGGGUAGUGGUUGUCUUUCUUUACCUCACUUUAAUUGUUAUGAAGUUCGAGGUGGAAAUGGUAUCACUGAGUGUGGAAUUCUGGAACGCCUCCAGACACCAUGAAGGGCUUGAGGGAGGAGAGCCAGUUUCAAGGAGCAGAAGAGCCGGUUAACGAGCUCAUACCAAUAUGAGCAGUAGUAUACUUGGUGGUUAGUAGAGGGAUGGAGGGAGGUAAUCAUUUGUUCGUGGCAUUCUAAGGCAGCUGGCUGGAACAGAGAAAUAAAUUCUGCAUCAUCAUAAACUAUUCGGGGCCGAGGGUAGGAAUGUGAUGCUUUGUUUUCCUUAAAGCGGGGUGUUACUUGACAGUGACUUGGGCCACUUCAUGUUUUAGCUUUCAAAAAGUUGGCAGGUUGGGGCUAAUGAAACUAAAUUUUAAAACCGGUGGAUGUGGAGGGGUUUGUAUGUGUGUGUGCACGUGUGUGUGGGUGUGUAUGUGGCCAAGUGCUGGAAUGUAGAUCAUGACAACCCUAAAAGGAAGAGUGGGUUCCAACUCCCCACCCUACUUAUUCCCAGAGGAAGGAGUUGGAAAUGUGUGCCCAUAACCACUGGUAGUGGUAGGAGCUGUUGGAUCCAUCAGGCAUAAUCAGCUCCAACCUAGGUUAUUCUGACAGUGCCUGGCAGCUUCCUGUCCUAGUCAAGGGAGUAGACUUCUCUCUCCUUUUCAGAUUUUUUUUCCUUAUAUUUUAUGAGUUUAAUUCCAGGUCACAUGUUCUGGCAGACUACCUGGAAUAUAGUUUGGAAAACAGAAAUGCUAUCAAUGAAGAAAUGCAUUCUAUUUGCAGUACAACAGAGUUUGAGUUGGGUUUUUUUGUUUUUUUUGUUUUUUUUCCCUGAAAGUAGGGUUUUUUUUGUGGAGGGGGUCAUUAUUAUUAUUAUCAUUAUUAUUUUUUGGAAAACAAAGCCUUUCCUGUAGCAUGCACCUUAAACUAGAGUGUGGUCCCCACAAGCCCGGUCCUAAUGCAUACAACAGAUAGAGUUAUCACUACGUUAAUACUUUCUACUUGAGAACCUUGCACUUAUGUGUUUUUCUUGCGGGAUGGGGGCUGAGGGAGAGGGAUGAUAUAUGAUGGUAGUGGGAAUUGCUUGUCUCUGGGGAGUGUAGUGAUUUGUCCAGCUAAGGUGACUUCUCACUAGGGAUGAUGUCAAUAGUCACCACCUCCGGAUUCUUAGAGGAGCUUCUUGACAUAAAAUGAUGGGGUGAAAUGUUUUCCCUGGACUUGUCACCUAUUAAAAAAAAAAAUCACCGAUCUUUUGUAAACACAAAAAAAGGAACUCAUUUCAGUUUUCAGGUGGAAUUAGAAAUAGAUACAAUUAGACCUCUUUGAAAACAAAUUGACUGUUGAAAAUCUGUACAUACUGAAACUUUACAAGCAAACUUUUAUCGGGGUGGGAUUUAGGGAGAAGGGAGGGUUUGAGGGGGAGGGGAAUGACAAUGUUUACCACAGGUACGAAGUAGUCACUUUAACAUUGAGACCUCUGCCUCAUUGAAUUCAGGUUUUUUAAUGUACUUGAAACUUCAGAUCCUUAUUUUACAGCUUUUUUAUUUAUAAGAGUAGAAAGCAUUGUUUUUUGUAUACUGUGUUGAAAAUAAGUAGCCAAGUCUCUUUCCCUCCCAAAUUUGGGUUAAAGGUGAACUUCUUAGGCCCAUUGCGGAGCCUGAACCGUGCAAAUGGGAGAGAUUUUCAGAGCAGAUGUCUCAGACUUUUAUGUACACAACUUAAGGAAGAGACUCUUAUCACAUAAGACACCAGCAGCAUUUUAUGAAUAUUUCCUAUGCCUGUCCUUUACUUUCAUCAUUGCAUCAACCUUGUCCCCAUGUCCCCCUCUUCUCCUUUAAUGUGUCUCUGGCAAAAACAUUUGCACUUACAUUACACUCCUGAAAUGCUGGAUGUAAUCAGUGUGUGUUUCAGAAUCCGACGUUUCUGUUUCCUGUCAUCGUCCAUUCCUGAGUGACAAACGUGGGUACUGGUGAGAAGUUUGCAAGCGCAAGAGUAAGCUCGGGCUCAGAGCUUACGGGGAGGGAGAAAGAUUUGUAUGAACCAAGUUGCCCUCCGAUAUGGAGAUCCCCAUCAAGUCAUUCAUUCGUUUACCAAAAAGGCAGAACCAUUUAAGUAAACUUGCCAAAGCCAUUCAUUGUCUUUCAUUUUCUCCGGUGGUAUGAACUGCAUCUGCUAAUCAGAAUGAGAGCACUGAAGUUUCUAAUGCUCUGUCUUCUUGCCUGGAAAGAAAAAAAGGCUAAUAUAUUUGAGUCAUUUUCAAGCAUCAGUCAGUUUCCCUAGCACUGGACCUGGAAAAGGAAUUACUGUCAGCUUAGAAAUGGACUGGAUGAAAUUUACUUUUACUUCAUAGUCAUUAAUAUCGGUCUCAUUUCUAGUGUCAUAUAUUUUAAGAAGUUAAUGUUGCCACUGAUAUCCAAGAUGCUAAGAUAAUGAUUACAACUGGCUAGUAAGAUAUAGUGUCUUUUUGUAUAAGGGUGUGUGCAUAUUUGGGAUUGGUGUGAGAAAUUAAACCCAUUUGUACCCACAUACUGAGUGAUAUUGCACAACAAACACAGAUACCCACAGAUUCCGUUUUCAUUUCCAUGUGAUCUUUAUCUGUAAUAAUGACCUUUGUAGAUUCGUUAUUUCUGUAGAAUUUGUUUAUCUGUACCAAACUUUGUAGAUUCUGUGAAAUGUUAUUUUAAUGAAAUCACUUGAGUCUUUAAUAGCAAAGCAUCAAUAUUCACUAAAAGUCAAUCUCUCAAAGAGUUUCUAUGACUUGACUGGAAGCUCUUGACACUAAUGAUUUAGUGUUAACUUUUCCCUGGGGAUGUUCCGCUGGGGCAUUACUGUAUUAUGACUUGAUGUUGCCGCAUAGACUUUGAGAAAUACAAUAUUUUGGGGGUUUUUUGUUGUUUGGCCUAUGUUCUCUUGCAUAGUGUGAAACAUGUAAAGCUUGGUUUAACCUGUACAUAGAUAGCUUAUGGUCGACUAGUUAUAGUGGAUUUAGAAUUGCCUGUAAUAUUUAAGCUUCUUACUGAAUGUGUGUGAUGGUAGGAACAUAUAAUUUUUGUACAUUAUAUUUACUGAGAUGUUGCCUUUUUUAUUUUACAACUACUUUGGAAUUCAGAUGUGUUUUUUGCUUCCGUGAGGAUUAAUUUGGAAAAGUUUUUAAUGACAUUCCACUGAUUUCAGAUUUUGCUUGAGAUUGACUUCAAUAAAUUGUUCUGAAUGUUCCAAGUUAA
This is a messenger RNA of Ornithorhynchus anatinus (platypus), 10607 nucleotides long. It is a transcript of the gene NSD3, whose product is annotated as nuclear receptor binding SET domain protein 3. NCBI's taxonomy places the organism in Eukaryota, Metazoa, Chordata, Mammalia, Monotremata, Ornithorhynchidae. The record is from RefSeq and is a predicted model, not a curated record. Gene Ontology annotation, molecular function: histone H3K36 methyltransferase activity; protein binding. Gene Ontology annotation, cellular component: nucleus; chromatin. Gene Ontology annotation, biological process: regulation of DNA-templated transcription.